AUGGGUGAUAUUGACUACUCGUUGUCAGGUGUUUUCCUGCUCUUGCUCCUCAUCGCCGCCUAUGCCGGCCUGACCUCGAUACAGCUUGGUCAAUAUAUCAACGACAAAGUACUACACUUCAUCACCUUUUUCACAAUUACCGUCGUAUUCUAUUGGGUUGUCGACACUAAUCGAAGGCGAGUCAUGAACAUGACCUUGGUGGUUUGUACCAUCGUCCUUGGUGUUGGAUCCGAGUUCGUGCAGAGCUUUCUCGACAAUGGCCGGGAAUUCGACUUAUAUGACAUUGUUGCGAAUGUGAUAGGCAGCUUACUCGGCGUUGGACUCUGCUCGUGGUAUCACAAGCGAAUGCUCGAGCGCAAGCGACGUAGACGGUACAGUGCCGUUCCUGGUGAGGACGAAGGUGACGUUGAGCUUGGCGAAGGCCACGAAACUGGCGUGGUGGACGAGACGAGUCGAGCUCGCACUCUAGAAGAAGAGGUUGAUAACUGGGAUGAGAAUCAGAUCGACGAUGACUGGGACGAGGAAGAAGCACACGAGGCUUCAACCAAUACCCAUGCCCUGGACAACAGUGCCGAUAUUGGAGAUUUGGCAGAUAGUAAGAAGCGAAUGGAUUAG
This is a messenger RNA of Fusarium coffeatum, 615 nucleotides long. RefSeq lists its product as uncharacterized. The coding region runs from base 1 to 615 and encodes 204 amino acids. Lineage: Eukaryota; Fungi; Ascomycota; Sordariomycetes; Hypocreales; Nectriaceae. The record is from RefSeq and is a predicted model, not a curated record. The transcript has a single exon.